This is a messenger RNA of Verticillium alfalfae VaMs.102, 2685 nucleotides long. RefSeq names its product 5'-3' exoribonuclease. The record is from RefSeq and is a predicted model, not a curated record. NCBI's taxonomy places the organism in Eukaryota, Fungi, Ascomycota, Sordariomycetes, Glomerellales, Plectosphaerellaceae. Gene Ontology annotation, molecular function: 5'-3' RNA exonuclease activity; RNA binding. The transcript has 3 exons. Gene Ontology annotation, biological process: nuclear-transcribed mRNA catabolic process. Gene Ontology annotation, cellular component: nucleus. The coding region runs from base 1 to 2685 and encodes 894 amino acids.
AUGGGCAUUCCAGCUGCGUUCAGAUGGCUAUCGAACAAGUACCCGAAAAUCAUCUCGCCUGUAGUGGAGGAUCAGCCGCUACAAAUGGAAGACGGGACGACCAUUCCGGUAGAGACCACCGGUCCCAAUCCAAAUGGAGAAGAACAGGACAAUCUCUACCUUGACAUGAACGGUAUCGUUCACCCUUGCUCGCAUCCAGAGGAUCGCCCUGCCCCCAAGGAUGAGGAGGAGAUGAUGCUCGAGGUUUUCAAGUACACCGAUCGAGUAGUGAACAUGGUCAGGCCACGGAAACUACUCAUGAUCGCUGUUGACGGUGUUGCGCCACGAGCAAAGAUGAACCAACAGCGAUCGCGCCGAUUUCGCUCUGCACAAGAAGCCCAAGAGAAAGAGGUUGACAAGCAGGAGCUUCUCAAGCUUCUCAAACAACAAAAUGGUGGCAUUUUGCCACCUGAGACCCUUGAAAGCAUGAACAAGAAGGCUUUUGAUUCAAACUCGAUCACACCUGGCACACCCUUCAUGGAUACACUUGCAACCAGUCUGCGUUAUUGGUGCGCAUACAAGCUUAAUACUGAUCCUGCUUGGGCUCGACUCAAAAUCAUCAUCUCCGACGCUACAGUUCCAGGCGAAGGAGAGCACAAGAUCAUGAACUACGUCCGCUCUCAAAGAGGCUCGCCAGACUACGACCCCAAUACCCGGCAUGUCAUCUAUGGCCUGGACGCCGACCUGAUCAUGCUGGGUCUUGCUACCCAUGAGCCACAUUUCCGCGUACUGCGAGAGGAUGUUUUCGCACAAGAUGCCAAGGCCAAGAUGUGCAAAAUAUGCGGUCAAAAAGGACACGAUGCGCGCGUUUGCAAAGGCGAGGCCAAAGACAAAGACGGCGAAUAUGACGAGCAAGACAAGGCUGUAGCCUUGAAGCCUUUCAUAUGGCUUCACGUAUCCAUAUUUCGAGAGUACCUCGCUAUUGAGCUUGAUGUACCUGACUUGCCGUUUCGAUUCGAUCUCGAGCGCGCAAUAGAUGACUGGGUAUUCAUGUGCUGCUUCGUGGGCAAUGACUUUUUACCACAUCUGCCGGCCCUAGAGAUCCGAGAGAAUGGUAUAGACGCAUUAACGACCAUCUGGAAAGAAAAUCUGCCUCAUAUGGGUGGCUACGUUACCAAGGACGGCCACAUCGAUCUGAAGAGGGUACAGCUCAUCAUGGACGGCUUGGCGAAGCAGGAGGACGCCAUUUUCAAGCGGAGAAAAGAGCAGGAAGAUCGCCGAGAAGCCAACGCCAAGCGGAGAAAGCUGCAGGACGAGCGGAGUGGCAGAGGAGGCCGUGCCGACGCCAGCGGGCGCGGGCGCGGCAAACCACCUAUGGACAACGCAUCCUCCGGGCUGGCCUUGUUUCCUGUCUCUGGCUUCCCCAAUGCUGACCCCAGCGCUGUGACACAUGACAUGGUUGUUGGGCGCUCGUCGAACGCCAACAUCAACGCGAAUGCCGCCAACAAAAGCGCCGCCAAUGUCAUCAGGGAUCGAAUCCAAGCAUCGGGAGCCCAGGGCAAAUCGGCAAAUGGUGACGCAACAACCCAUCCAAAAGUCGAAGUACCUGCUGUAGCCGAAGAAGGUGCAGCCGCAGCAAGCUCUGUUGUGAAACGCAAGGCGGAUGUUCUGGACGGCCCAUCGCAAUUAACACCCAAUACCGGACCGUCCGCCGCGGAAGAGGCUGCGAUAGAUCACGUUCGAAUGUGGGAAGAAGGUUACGCAGACCGCUACUAUGAGCAAAAGUUCCACGUCGAUCGUAAUGACAUCGCCUUUCGUCAUAAGGUCGCACAAGCCUAUGUUGAGGGGCUUUGCUGGGUGCUUCUCUAUUACUAUCAAGGCUGCCCGUCUUGGGAUUGGUACUAUCCCUACCACUAUGCGCCAUUCGCGGCUGAUUUUGCCGACUUGGACAAGAUCGAGAUUAGCUUCGAGAAGGGGCGAAUCUCGAAGCCUUUUGAACAACUCAUGAGUGUUAUGCCAGCUGCAUCUCGCCGUGCACUUCCAGAGGUCUUUCAUGAUCUCAUGCUCAACGAGGACAGCGAAGUCAUAGACUUCUACCCCCAAGAGUUCGAGAUUGACCUCAAUGGCAAAAAGUUUGCUUGGCAAGCCCCUCACAAGUCCAUGCUCUUACGCGGGCUGAAGAUGCCUACCACAGCUCUUGGUCGGUCUGACAUAGAGCAGCUGAGGAACAAGUCCUCUCGCUCGGGUCGAGGCGGUUGGGGCGGCGCCCCUUCAGGACGGUAUAAUGACGGUGGGCGCGGCCGAGGCCGCGGAGGCGGCUACGGUGGUCGUGGUGCCUUUCACUACGCAGAAUCUGGAGGCAGGGCCCAACAACACUCCUCACAUUACCAGAACGGUUCCGCCUCCCGCGACCACUAUGGCGCCCAGAAGGCACCACAUCCGCCUUCAGCGUGGCAACCACCUCCACCAGGUCACCCUGGCUUUGGCAUGGGUCUUCCUCCCCCACCCCCCCCAACACACUUCAACAAUGGCCGCCCGAGUACCUAUGGACUGUCUCAUGGAAGUCACGAAGCAUCUCCGCCAUACCAGAACUCGUAUCCCGGCCGAGAAGACUAUGGAUCAAGAGGUCGUGGAAGCUACCAGGCAAGAGGAGCUGGACGUAGUCAGAAUUACCAUGGCGAUAGGCAACAGCCCUAUCGGAGAUGA